This is a messenger RNA of Owenia fusiformis, 1309 nucleotides long. NCBI's taxonomy places the organism in Eukaryota, Metazoa, Annelida, Polychaeta, Sabellida, Oweniidae. The record is from the annotation of a GenBank genome assembly.
AUGAUUUUCAUUUAUGCUCGAGAUUUCGACAAGGAAUACCAAAUCUUAUCAUUAAACCAAGGGCGUUACAAUACCCGGGAAUUUAUCGACCGAAAACUUUUCUUUGCAUUUUCACUUAUAACUCGCCAGAUGGAUCGUUUACUCCGACUUGGAGCUGGAGGAUUGGGAGGUGGACUCGGAGGGCCCCCACCAAGUGAUGCCCCUGCAGUUGAUACAGCAGAGCAGGUCUAUAUAUCAUCACUAGCUCUUCUAAAGAUGUUAAAACAUGGGAGAGCUGGUGUACCUAUGGAAGUUAUGGGUCUGAUGUUGGGAGAGUUCGUAGAUGACUACACAGUGAGAGUAAUUGAUGUAUUUGCAAUGCCACAGUCAGGAACAGGAGUCAGUGUUGAGGCUGUGGAUCCAGUGUUCCAAGCAAAAAUGUUGGACAUGUUGAAACAAACAGGAAGACCAGAGAUGGUGGUAGGGUGGUACCAUUCACAUCCAGGAUUUGGCUGCUGGUUAUCUGGUGUAGAUAUCAAUACACAGCAGAGCUUUGAGGCUUUGUCCGAGAGAGCUGUAGCAGUAGUAGUUGACCCUAUACAGAGUGUCAAAGGAAAAGUAGUUAUUGAUGCAUUCCGACUUAUCAAUCCCAAUAUGAUGGUGCUAGGCCAGGAACCACGACAGACAACCUCUAAUCUCGGACAUUUACAGAAACCUUCUAUUCAGGCACUUAUCCAUGGGCUAAACAGACAUUAUUACUCAAUAGCUAUUAACUACAGGAAGAAUGAACUUGAACAGAAGAUGUUACUGAAUCUCCAUAAAAAGACCUGGAUGGAUGGGUUAACGCUAGAAGAUUACAAUACCCACUGUAACAACAAUGAAAAAAUUGUCAAAGAAAUGUUAGAACUCGCCAAAAAUUACAAUAAGGCUUUAGAAGAAGAAGAAACAAUGACACCUGAACAGUUAGCCAUCAAAAAUGUUGGAAAACAAGAUCCAAAGCGCCAUCUAGAGGAGCAUGUUGAUGUUCUGAUGUCAUCCGAUAUUAUACAAUGCCUUGGAGCUAUGUUACAUACAGUUGUCUUCAAAUAAAAUAACUCUCAAUACAGACUAGUGGAAUAGAUGAACAUAAUAUGUAGACCAUCACAUAUUUCUUAAAACAUCUCAGACAGAGAAAUUGUACUGAAAUGCCACAUUUUGUCAAAUCUGAACUAUUGGAUACUGUAUACACAGAUUGGUACUGUUCAAACCCUUUGUGACCUGCAUCAUUGCUAGUGAAAGGUCUGCAGAGUACCUGUAUUGUCUCCACUGAUGUAAACAUGUUGAACUCAAC